Molecule: messenger RNA, 813 nt
Organism: Cuscuta campestris
Lineage: Eukaryota; Viridiplantae; Streptophyta; Magnoliopsida; Solanales; Convolvulaceae
Source: the annotation of a GenBank genome assembly
AUAACAAUUAAUAGUUUUUUGGUAAUUAAGUUGAGAAAAAAGUGGCAUAUAUUUCAAUUACUAUUCAGUUUGCAUAUAAGUUAUCUACCUUAGAACUACAGAUUCAAUGCAACAAGUGAGGUUGAGAGAAAACGAAAGACCUAGGAAUGCUGUGGCUGAGGUCGAGCUGAGCAUCGCCGGGACCGAACUCUCCGCCGUCAGGCGCCGCCUUAAUAACCUGUCCGAAGUCUCGGAAGGUCUCCGGAGUAGCUUCGAUGGGGUUCAGCCUCCACACAGCCGGAGAAGCAGCCAAUCACAGCGGCGGCGAGAGGGCGGCGGCGGUUCUGUGUCUCUGUUUUCCGGCGACAGAGCUACCGCAGCACUUCCUCGGCUUCGGCUCUGUUCUGGGUUCCUCUCUUUUCUCCUUUUCCGCUACCCCGUAUGUGGUUACUUCCCCAGGCGUGUAUGCGUAGUCUCAGACACUCCAAUCGUCUACGCCAGUGAUGGGAAUCAGGAGAUCGAGCAACUUUCCCCAAAUUGCCAUGGCAAUGAAGGUGAGAUUGUGGCAGCCGUGAUGCCUGAUUCCGAGGAAGAAGACGAACCAUCUGAAGCUUUGAUGGCCCCAAGCUCUGAGUUCGUGUGUGUUAGAAAUCAUGCAUGUGACAGCUUCCUAAAGCUUAUGUUCCCAGGCUGGGAUUCACCCAAGUAUGAAUAUCUUUUCCCAAUUUACUGCUUGUCUUAACAUGUGUUGUUGUUUUGAGCAUGCUCCGAUGAAGUGUUGUUGUUUACUCUGGAGUAUGUUGUUAAAUUGUGCACUUCUGGUAUCUUACCCCU